AUGUCCUCUUCUUCCUCGUCAUCUCCAGUUCAACCAGUAAAAAAUCAAGUAAAAUCUAAAACAAAUAUGCGUCGUAGUUUCUCCAACAUGUCUUUAUCAUCACGUUAUUCAUAUGAUAAUAUCGAUGAAAAUGAAGAAUAUACAUAUGAUAUUCAUGGUCAUCGUCAACGACCAAUACCUGGUACACCUAUUGAUUAUUUAUCAAAAACUAAACCAACAAAGAGAAUGAAUACAGUAAAUAAUGAUAUUCAAGGUGAUACAGCAUCUACGACGAGUGCUAUGACACUUCGUACUGAAUCUUAUAGACAAGCACAUCCAUUACAAUCGUUUGCUUUCGAUUAUCCUAAACAACCAUUACUACCUCAAUCACUAUCAAGAAAAGAUAGUUCAAAUCUACCUAAUAAACAUUAUGAAAUAUCUGUUUAA
Adineta steineri is the source of this 426-nucleotide messenger RNA. Lineage: Eukaryota; Metazoa; Rotifera; Eurotatoria; Adinetida; Adinetidae. The record is from the annotation of a GenBank genome assembly.